AUGAGCUUGAAUCGCGCCUACACUUACUACACUUUCGCCAACCUUGAUGGUAACAGGGUUUCCCACGAUGACGAGCAUAGGAAGAAACUAGUGCUUUGCGCCAUGAAGACGGAGGACAACAGCCUGCAUGAGGUUGCGGCGUUGUUUUUCAAGCAACAAGAAAGGAUCAACAGUGACAAUGGCAAGGACGUUUCGCCUAUCGUUGUGGUGGCGAAUCAGCUCAUCAAAGCGGGUUUUGGGCUCAUGAGUGCUUCUCGUGGUGUGGUGGCGGAUGAAGAUGAGAUUUGUUAUGAAGAUGUCCCAGAGAUGAACAUGCAACAGUUGAUGGAUUUCGAUGCCCUUGGUGGUAUGACCAAACAGAAGGCUCGACAGGUUUUCAAUCGGAGCAACAUGGAGAUGACCAAGAGGUAUUCCUCAAAGGUGGGUCAAAUCUACCAGCUCUUUGAUGACAUCACGGCGAAAAAGAAUGCACCCAAAUGGGCUCGCGGGGUUACCCAACCUAGCAAAAGUAACACCCUUGGAAGCAAGAUUGUUCCUAUUGUGGUUGAUGAAUUUGCAGGCAUUGGUGAUAAGGAAGUUGAGGCGAUUGGGAUGAACGAUGACGUGUGUGCUGUGCGUGAUGCCUUCCUUGCGGAUGAGGCUGACGUUGCAUUGACGUUGUGUGCUUUGGAUGAUAACAAGCGUGAAGCAGAUGAUGAUGGUGACAAACAGAAGGCUAAGAAAAAGCAGAAGACUACACAGAAAAAGGUGGUGGUUGAUGUGGGUGUCACCAAGAUGGACGUCUAA
Messenger RNA from Seminavis robusta, 786 nucleotides. The record is from the annotation of a GenBank genome assembly. Lineage: Eukaryota; Bacillariophyta; Bacillariophyceae; Naviculales; Naviculaceae.